UUCACUUUUCUUUAUUUAUCUUUUUUUCGUUCAAUCACCUAUAUGAAUCCUAUCGCACAGUACAAUCAAUUUUCUAAAAUCAAACUGAACGUAUCCACAAAUUUUUUUAAUGCUCUCUUCCUUACCGACCAUAUCAGUAUCAUCAUUGACACUCGCGGCGACAGGUGACAGCACCCGCUCGCGCGACCGCGCGUGCCGCGGAGUCGCCGCUUGUCUCGGAGCAGUUCGCCGGCCGCCGGCGCGUUUUAGGUGGGGUGGCGGCGGCGAAUGAGCACUGAGCAGGCGUGCGGCGAGGGAUCGGGAUCGCCGGAUCGCGGUCGCGUCAGUCGGGUGGUAACUGUCGGGCAUGUGCGUGCUCGUCGGUGUUGGCUCGUGAACGCGUGCGCGGGUGGUGGUUGGUCGGUGGUGCUGGUGCACAAAAGGUGGUACUGCUCCUCCUCGUUGUCUCGUCGCCCUCCCCCCGUCUCUGUCACACUCCCUUUCGCACACUCUCUCGCACCCUCGCUGCCCGGAGAAUCCCGGAGAAGCGACACGGAAGGCAGCACGCGAACAUGUGAUUCCGACGGGGGCGGCCAGCGCUUUCCGCGAUAGUUUUCUUUCGUAUUUCACUCGCGCGUGCUCGUGUGCGUCCGUCCGUCCGUCCCUCUACUGCUCUAUCGUUGCGUGCGUGCGUGCGUGUGCGUGUGUGCGUGCGUGCGUGCGUACGGCGUGCGGUGGUGGUUCUUGCCUCGCUCGGGUCGCGCUCGUCCUCGAGAUACGUGGAAUACCCGUCGCUCGCUCGCUCGCUCGCCCUUCCCUCCCCUUCGCUCGCGCGCUGCCGAGGGGUAGCCGUCACCGUCACAGAAGAGGAGGAAAUAAUGCUCUGAGACUCGACGGACACGAGAGAGCCACGCGCGUAUCAUCAUGGUCGCUAAGCACUUCGCCUCGCAGGGCUCGGGCCCUGAAUGCGGCGUGCCGGACAUGACAGUUAUCAGCGACAUCGACGAGAUUGGUAUCAAUCGGAAUCUCCAAGUUCGGUACAGCAGGGAUCAGAUAUACACGUACACGGGAUCCAUCUUGGUGGCUGUGAACCCGUACAAGGAAGUGGACAUCUACACGAAUGAGUACGUGAAUCGAUACCACGGGCAGAAGAUGGGCGCCCUGGAGCCGCACGUGUUCGCCCUGGCGGAAGCGGCAUACAAGUCGCUCCAGGACACCGACAGCAACCAGUCCUGCGUGAUAUCCGGCGAGAGCGGAGCCGGCAAGACCGAGACCACAAAGUUCAUCUUGCAGUACCUGUGCUCGGUCACCAGCAACGUCGAUACCUGGGUGGAGCAGCAGAUCCUGGAGGCCAACACCAUCCUCGAGGCGUUCGGUAACGCGAAGACCGUGCGUAACGACAACAGCUCACGCUUUGGCAAGUUCAUGCAAGUGUGCUUCGACAGCAAGUGGAUGAUCAAGGGAUGCAUCAUACAGGACUAUCUGCUGGAACAGAGUCGCAUCACCUUCCAGAGCCCGGGAGAGCGCAACUAUCACGUGUUCUAUCAGGUAGUCGAGGCCGGCACGAGGGACAAGGAAUUCGCCGAGCAAUAUCAGCUGCGACCGGCUAGUCAUUAUAAAUACCUCUAUAACCAGUCCGGCUGCGUGAAGAUCGACGGAAUUUCCGACUCCAAGAAGCUCGACGCUCUCCGGCUCGCCUUCAAUGUGCUCCAGGUUCCGCCGGAAAUGUGCGAGGGCAUCUUCCGGGUGCUGUCGGCUAUCCUGUGGCUGGGAAACUUGAGCUUCGAGGACGUCGACGGUGAGAGAUGCGAGUUGUCGAAGGAGGACAGGAACAUAGUCGACACGGUGGCGCCGCUGCUGGGUCUCCAGGUGGAGGAUCUCACCCGGGUGGUGCUGAUCCGGCAGAUAAACGUGCGCGGUAACAUCACGGAGAUUCCGCUGAAGGUGCAGGAGGCCCGUGAGAACCGGCACGCGAUGGCGAAGGCGCUCUACUCGCGCACCUUUGCCUGGCUGAUACAUCACAUCAACAACUGCACGAAUCCGGGUCAGGACAGCUCGAGGUUCCUCGGGGUGCUCGACAUCUUUGGUUUCGAGAAUUUCACGCUUAACAGCUUCGAGCAGCUCUGCAUUAAUUACACGAACGAGAAGCUGCACAAGUUCUUCAACCACUACGUCUUUGCGCUGGAGCAGGAAUUAUACCGCCAAGAGGAGAUCCACUACUCGCACAUCACAUUCACCGACAACACCAUGUGCCUGGAACUAAUCGAGAAGCCGCCGCGGUGCGUACUCAAGCUACUGACCGAGCAGUGCCACAUGCCAAAGGGCUCGGACCUGGCCUACUUAACAAACCUGCACGCCGAGUUCGAAAGCCAUUCCUGCUACGUAAAGGGGGAUGAUCGGCGCAAGUGGGAGAAGGAAUUCGGGGUGAAGCACUACGCCGGUUGCGUGACGUACACGGUCGAGGGUUUCGUCGACAAGAAUCGCGACGUGCAGCAGGAUGUGUUCUUCGACUUCAUGUCCAGGAGUACGAACGAGUUCGUGCAGGAGAUCAGUGUCUACCAGGAUCUUCUGGGAUGCACGGUCGCGCGGGCGACCGGCAGCGCGACCACGACGAUGUCGCGGGGAACGUCCAAGGGCAAGCCGACCCUGUGCGACUCGUUCCGCCAUCAGUUGCAGGCACUAGUAGACGUGUUGCAAGGGACCACGCCGUGGUACGCACGCUGCAUCAAGCCGAACAUGGAGAAGAUGGCCAAUCACUAUGAUGAGAAGCUCGUGCUGGAUCAGCUCAAGUACCUCGGUAUGCUGGACAUCAUUCGUAUACGGAAGGAGGGCUUCCCGAUACACAUGUCGUUCCACGACUUCGUCGCGAGGUAUCGUUGCCUCGACAGGAGCCGAUUCUCGCUCUCGAGCAACGAGAAGGAAGCAGCCAAGCGUCUGAUCAGCAGUCAGGGAGUACCGGACUCCGAAUGGCAGAUCGGUCGGACGAAGGUGUUCCUGAGGAGCUACGUACACGAGCCCUUGGAGGACUCCAGGAACAAGGUGGUGACGAGCAAUGCCAUCGUGAUUCAGAAGAUCUGGCGAGGAUACGUCAAACGACGAGAGUACAAGCGCAUAAGGGAGGCGGCGUUGAAGGUGCAGCACGCGUAUCGCGGCUGGAAGCUACGAAUAAUGUUCAUCAGGAAGCGCAGGGCGGCUAUAGUGAUCCAGAGUCACCUACGGGGUGUCUUCGCGAGGGAGGUGGCCGCGGCGUUGCGCGAGAUGAGACGAGUGGACGAAGAGAUGAGAAAGCGGGAGCGAUUAGAGGAGGAGCGAAGGCUGAUGGAGGACCAGAAGGCGUUGGAGGAGAGCCAGAGCGCGCAGUACAACGGUAUUGCCGGGAUGGAAUCCGGGAAAGCACAGGAGGAGAUUGCCGCACUGUCGCAGAUGGCCGAGCAGAUGAACUCGAAGAUGGCCGCGACGGAUCUGCAAUCGGUCGACCUCGACAAUCUGUUCUCGUUCCUGUCGGACGUGCAAUCGACCAAGAGCAAUCAGAUUAUCGACGAGAUUGGCGAACGGAUGGACGAGUUGGUGGAGGACCUGGACGUGGAGCUGGAGACCGUCAUCCAGCAGGAGAUGGAGCUCGCCAAGGCCGAGUCGAAGGUUACCUCUCCAGUCAACGGACAAGAGAUGACAUCUCCGCAGCAGCAACGGAUGCCUUGCACAAACAGCCUGAGCAGCAGCAAGCUCGGUCAACCGAGUCUACCAGAACCCACGGAGCCGCCUCCGCCGCCACCACCCCCCGCACCGCCGUUGGCGAUGAAUGGCGACUCGUCGAGCGACAACGGCGAGCCGAUCUACGAGUCCGUGCUGCCGCGUGAAGAGAACGAUCCGGGUAGUCCGAUCGUUCAUAAUGGUAGCAGCCCAGGUCAGAUGGUGAACGGCGAGACUUGCGGCUCCCCGCCACCCGUACCGGUCAACAAGAUGACCAAGGAGAGCGCCGUCAGCCCGCCCUCCCGACCGGAAUCCAGGAGCUCGAAUCAUCCGCAUCACCAUCAUCACCAGCCGACAUCGCAGGCACAGCAAAACGGUCACGAUCAGGCGCAAGUGCAGCCAGCGCAGACGACGCAGCAGCUGCCGGUCGAGCGCGAGCAGCGGCGCAAGUGCCGCGUGGAGCGAAAACUGCAGGAACUGGAGGACAAGAAGGAACAGGACAGCGAAGCGACUUAUCACGAUAUAGUAGAGUUUGCACAGAACUACUUCAACAGCCACGAGCGAUCGCCGGAGGGCACGAUAAUGGCCACGUUGACGAGAAAGUCGCGCGGCAAGAGCAUCGAGUACAUCCCCAAGUACGAGAUGGUUACCUAUUACAAGGGCUCCAGUAUCCCGAACUCGCACAUCCACAUGUACGAUCCCGAUAACGUGAAUGUCGCGUGCUCCGUAUUUAGAGAUCUAUGCAAGUACAUGCGCGGCGAGAUGAAGCUGGACCAGGAAAUAAUUACAAUUCAGAGCAUCAUCGCUCACGGGAUCGAGCGGGAGGAGCUACGAGACGAGAUCUUUGUGCAGUGCAUUCGCCAGGCGACCAACAAUCCCAAUACCGAAUGGGUGGAACGCGUGUGGCUGCUGUUGUGCCUGGCGAUCGUAGCCUUCCAGCCAAGCAAACUGCUUUACAAGUAUUUCGUCUCCUUCCUGAAGAAGAACCUCGCGCUGGAGGGCAAACUGCGACAGUUCGUGCAGUGGUGCGUGGACAAUUGCAAGAACACCAAAGUAUCAUGCAGACGAUAUUCGCCGUCGACGGUGGAGAUCGCCGCCAUGCGGCGACUCGGCACUAUAGUCUGCCGAUUCUUCUUCCUGGACGGGAGGACCAAGGCGAUCGACGUGCACCCGACCGAUACUGCCGCCGACGCCGUUACCAAGCUCGGAGAAAAGCUGGGUCUUCGCUCGCUCGAGGGUUGGGCCAUUUAUCAGAGCAGACUGGACGGAGAAGAGCACGUGCGGGCUCACGACUAUCUGUAUGAUGUCAUUGCCGCAUGGGAGAUGAAGCAGAUGCAAUGCAAAUUGAACACAACGCAAUCAACGUUUUCGACGUUGCGACGCGGAAACAAUACCACUCUGGGCAGCGGCGACAAUCGCUUUGUUUUCAAGCGUAGGCUGUUCCGUAACCCGAGGGAAAUCUCGCAGGACCCUGUAGAAGUCAACAUGCUGUACGCGCAGGCGGUCUAUAAUGUCGUAAAGUGCGACGACUUUCCGGUGUCUGAAAAAGUAGCGCUACAACUGGCGGGUCUGCAAGCGCAGGUGUCCCUCGGUGAUCCCAAGGAUAACGACAGGCUGGAUUAUUACAGCGAGGUGGAUAGUUUCCUGCCGUACAGAAUCAGUCGGGCCCGUGGCGACGACGUCUGGGUGCCAAUCAUCGCGCAGGCACACCGACAAUACGGCGCCGGGCGCAAAGAGCUGGCGGCCAAAGUUCUGUAUCUGUCCUGCGUGAUGCAAUAUCCUCUCUACGGCACGACGAUGUUCGACGUCACGUAUCGAGGAUACUGGUCGUACGGCAAUCAACUGAUUCUCGGCAUCAAUUGCGACGGUCUGAUGCUGAUCAAACCGGAUGACAAAUUCGUCCUGUCCGAGUACCGCUAUCAGGACGUCGAGAGCAUUAUGCUGGACCCGAGCGACUCGUUCAUCACGCUCUCGCUGCUGCGACACAAUCCCGACAGCUCGCACAAGUGCUUCGUGUUCGAGACGACGCAGAAGAACGAGAUAGGUAGUCUGAUCGUCAGCUACUGCCCGGCGCUAGCGGGUUGGAUCACGGAGAACGAGGUGCCAACGAAGAAACUCAAGUGCAUCACCAACGAGGAUCGCAUCCGGUUGUACCACAACUUGGUCAACUGUCGGCGCACGCUGGUCGACUCGGAGCUUCUCAGGAAACCGCAGGAUUCCGGUGGCGGUUUCCUGCGAAACACGCUCAGGAGGCUGUCUAAGCACCGGAUAGAGAAGCUCAGGCAGGAACACGGCGACCACGGCGAGACCUACAAAGGUUUCCCGUAUGCCUACUGGGCGUUCAGCCGGCAGCAGAUACCUCAGAGCUUGUCGAAACUACCCGAUCCCGACGAGCAGAUGGCCCUGGGCAUCUUCCAGUUGAUCUUGACGUACGCUGGACUCGGGCAGAACGGCGACACGGUGAGCCGAGUCGAGGACGAGCACGUGAACCUCAUUCAGACAGUAAUGGAACGCUGUAUACGGAAGGAGAACCUUCUGGGCGAGCUGUACUUGCAGCUAAUCAAGCAGACGACUGACCAUCCGGAUCCCAACAGCCGCGUGAACCUGCGGCACUGGGCGUUGCUGUCGCUUGCGUGUUCCGUGAUCCUGCCGCCCCAGAAGACCAUACGCAAGUACUUGAUCGCCCAUCUGAAGCGAUGCGCCAGUGACUACGUCACCGAAGAGGGCAAAUACGCGAGAUUCGCCGAGAAGUGCCUUUACAAGACUCAGGGCACCCGGAGGCGACAGUGGCCGCCGAGCCGCGAGGAGAUCAUGUGCACCAUCAAUCGCCGACCGAUCUACGCGAGGUUCCACUUUAUGGACGGCCAGUACCACGCGGUCGAGUUCCAUCCAUCUGCUACGGCCAGAGAUGUCAUGGAGAUCAUUAAGACUAAGAUCGGACUCGAGGAAACAGCCAUGGGCUACGCGAUCUACGAGGUGCUGGGACCGACCGAGCGAUCGCUGAUCCCUGAGGAGAAAAUAGCUGACGUUAUGUCCAAGUGGGAACGUUACAGGACAUCACAGCAGAGUCAGCAAGCGCAGAGGAAACACGCGCACCACUUCUUCCUAUUUAAGAAACAUUUGUUCCUGGACCAAUACAUGAAUCUGGAUGAUCCUGUGGAGAAGGAGUUGUUGUAUCAUCAAGUGCUGCACGAUUUGCGCGCCGAUAGAUUCCCCAUCACCGAGAAGGAAGCUAUGAUGCUGUCGGCUCUGCAAUCGCAACUGGAGCUGGUCGACUGCGAGGACACUAUAUCGGAGCAGGAUUAUCGAAUGAUAUCAAGCCACUGCCUGCCGUCACGACUGGUGCCGUGUCUUUGCGUAGAGGGCGUGCGCCAACAUCAUCAAUCCCUGCGCGGCAUGACACCACCCGAGGCCAAGAAGGCCUUCCUGAACCUGAUUCAAUCGUGGCCGUUGCAUCGCGCGACAAUCUUUGACGUGAUGCAGUCGUUCACAUCCAACUGGCCGCGCGUGCUCUGGCUGGCCGUAGAUCAGAAAGGUCUCCACCUCCUGGAACAUCGUUCGAGAAACGCGCUCUGUACCUAUGAGUAUAACGGUAUCCUCAGUUACACCCCCGCCGUUAACUGCCUGAUGAUCAUCACCGGCACGGAUAAGAAGCAGAGCAAAGUCAUCCUCACAACGUCACAGGCUCAUCAGAUAGCGAAUCUGAUCCGCGAGUACAUGGAGGUGCUCCAGUCGCCGCCGGAGAUACCGAGGCGGGACUCAGCGAUGACCCAGCAGUUAGCCGCGCAGCAGCAGCAACAGCAACAACAGCAACAGCACCAGCAACCGCCCGCGAGCGUGCCGACGUCCGCAGCCGGCGGCCGGAAGACCCGACCCGCUUCGGUGCUACACAGAGGCGCCCCGGUGAUACAGUCACAGGCCAGUUAGAACGCCUAGGCGACUCCUCCGCGAAGGUCAAAGGUUCUCCUUCAACCUGGUACCUAAAUAUCGAAUUUCUCGUCGUCGUCGAGCGCCGCACGUUCCAUAAUAUAAAGUGCCAUAAAUCUGAGAUACGCACACAGCGCCACAUAAGCGGUUCUGUCUAUUUUAUCAAACAAAUACGCAGCUAAUAUAUAAAUAUAUAUAUAUAUAAUAUACAUAUAUAUAUAUACACACACAUACAUAUACUGUACACAGUAACUCUAAUCUCCAUAUCGUAUCGUUCCGUUGCCGCAGAGCGCUCCUUUUGCUCUUUUAACGAUACUCCGAGACCGAGAAAGCACGUAGACUGACGUUUAGAAGUUUCAGCCUGUGGCGACCGGAAGUAAACGGCUGGAGCGUUUCUUUCACAUCGCGCACGCAAUGCCAAACGUAACUGCCUGAUUCUCGAUCAAGUCCUCGCAUAUCAGGCGAUGUUGACGUCCGAGAGGACGUUAAUAUUCCCCUCUCCCUUCUCCUCUGAUCUCUUGAACGUCUUUUAGACAUCCCCUGAACGUCCGAACGUCUUCUGGAUUCACGUGUCCCUCGGGAGAACCGCGGAAUCAGGCAGGGACGGGGUGGCAACGGGAAGGAAGUAAUCGGAGAUUGCUUCUCUCGGCCGGGCCUAGCAAAGCGACGACGCACCGUUGCGCGAGGCAUCGCACUAGAGCCUAGGAACACUUAUUUCUUCCACUAUUUAUCGUAGAUCCUAGGUCUCGCGAGGAGACACGUUAAAGACUAGAAUCUUAGCCGCCGGCGCGAGUUGAGUGAUAAUUAACUGCCAUUAGAAGAGUUAUCGAGCGCAGGAGAAGAGUUACCGAGGACUUUUCUAUUUCAAUUGUGACCGUUAUCAUUGUUGCCUCUUUUACGAGCGACCGCCGCCGCCGCCGCCGCCGCCGCCGUCGCUACAUUUUUUGAUAACAAUUUUUGCAGCAACACGAGGACUAUGCUACUUACGGCGAUACUUAAUAUCCGUUUACUCCGUUUGUUCCGACCGACAGCGUUCUGUCCCACCGGCAUAUCAAUUAAUAUCGACCGCAGAGUGAUUAACAUUACUUAACAUUAACAGGGAAAUUUACCUUUACGAAGCGACCAAGAAACGCGACUAAUUCGCGCUGAUCGUCGAUGCUAAUUCCUACGCACAGUCGCACGUUUGCGAAUAAAGAAAAAGAGAGAUUUGCAGUGGCAGCCACGUGGAACUUCGUGGCGUGACCUACCGAUCCUGAGGAUAACGGAUUUGCGAUGGAGGGAUCUGAGGGUAGAUUGCUUUGCAAAAGUGACUCGCGUACCGCGACAAGAAAAUUGCCGCCGGGAGACCCUCGCGUUUGGAGAGACCGAACAAUGCGUUCGAGUGAAAUCUUCUCGGCUGCCACUGUCACUUUCGGCGACCGGAAAUCGCGCGACAACUGCCAGACGAUCGUUUUCUUAAAUCGAUUUAUCAAGCGUCUAUGAUAUACACGUAUUUAACGGUGUGAUAUCCUUUUGCGAAAACUAUACAAUUGUACUGUGUGUUGUCGCGAAAUAACUCGAAAACAUAUAGCUAUAUAUAUAUACACGUAUAUAUAUGUAUAACCAUUCGCGCGGAAACCGCACAAAAUCGAAAUCCAUACUCGGAGAGUUACUCGCUUCGCUAGCAAUUGAUAAUCACUUAAAAUGUAGCUUAAGAUUGAUACCGGAAAAGCGCGCGUGUAGGAGCUACUCGCGCGCGCGAUGCGCAUGAACGAAUCGACUAAUCCGUUCUUCAUUCUCUUCAGACAAUCCUCUCGAUAUCGUCGCUUUCUUCGUACUAAAGUUAACCGCUAAAUUAGAGAAAAACAGACACGAGUGAGAGAAGAGCAGUUAGAGACGUUAAGCAAGAGGUGUUACGAUACACGCCGCGAAAUUGCGUCCAAUUGAUGCUCCGGUUCUCCGAUCUGCGGGAUCUGCCCGCGAUUACGCGAACGUGCAUAAAACGUCCCGCAAUAAAAAUUCUUCGUGAAGUAACGAUAAGUUCCGCGUACUUCCGGUGUUCAGUGAUCUCUUCUUGGGACGCAUUUCUUCUCCGGUUUGUAACGCGAAAUCGGCGACCCCCACGCGAACCGAUUUACCGAUUUUCUACGAGAUUUUCGCCACGAUGAAACUUUCCGAACAUGUACCGUCUUUGUAUUACGAAUACAAAGCUUUCCUUUUUUCUCUUUUUUUUUUUUCGUGUAAGAGCUGAUUAAGGAAGAAGGACGAACGACGCUUCCGACUUGAUGUUUCACAUCGUUCUUUGACAAUUGAUAUAUUGACUGCACGUCUGUUAUAAAAUAAUGCGAAGUUCCUCGCGCGAAUAACCGCGUGAUUCAUUCAUUAUUUAUCAAAGAUAUUGAAAAUGUUGAGAAAAUAUGCGAAGUAUUGGAAAUGUGUCUCUAUCGCGGUGUUGUAGAAUGCGCAAGGUUCACGAGACGAAUGCUCGGUUCUGACGUGAGUUACAAUCAGCAGAACCGACCUUGAGACGCGGAGAUUCAUGUAGCCGAAAGUUUAAAAAAAUGUUGUGGAACUGUUGAGUUUUGUAAGAACGGUUCUCUUGAUCUCAGUGGAGUAUUAAAGGUAUCGUAGGCGAGAGGAGGCACGGGUUUCAUCGCGACGAGAAUGCGAGUGAACAUGGUUGUUCCGUUGGUUCUCGUUUACAGUUGAAGGUUCUCGGCGGAACCUCGACGUGUGCAGAGAUAGACUGUGAUCCGCUUUGGGAGUCUUUAGUCUUCGAGAGCCGUUUAAUCGAGUGAGACUACGUUUCGUGUUAUUAUGCAAGAGUGACGAUGCAAGAGUAGCAUAAUGUGUGUGUGUGUGUGUGUGCACGCGCGUGAGUGUGUUGAAGAGAAUAUUCAAGGGAAUUUAAAAGACCUAAGAAAUAUUUAGAAAAAAAGCGACCGAUAAGCGUAGGAUUUUAUUUUUUAGAUCAUUUAACAUAGACAAGCUUAAAAAUUUGAAUUUUGCGACACGUCUCGAUUGUUGUGGCUCUUUCUGGACGUUCUUUAAGGCACUCAUGCUGUCUGAGAAAUAAGUUCUAAGAGACGUCGACUUUGUCAACGUCUCUUCUACAAUAGAUACGUUGAAAUCUUUUGCGUUUGUGUGUGUGUAUGUGUUGCGUGUGGCUGUAUGUAUGCACGAGCGAGCGAAUGUAACAAAUGUGAUUAAUUAUAAGGGCGAUAUGCACGUGCAUGCACGUUACUUAAGUGAUGGCGUCUGCCAUACACGUAACUUUUAAGCGAAGUAUAAGUUAUUGGUUAACGUUAUAAAAAAUAUAUAUAUAUAUAUAUAUGAACGAAAUGGACGCUGUAUAUAUAAAUAUAUGAUAUAUAAUAUAUAUAAAUAGAUACGAGACUCGCAAACGCGCAUAUCGCGUUUCAGGCACGUUUCAGGCCGCACAACAGUGAGUGAAGAACCAGCGCGUGAUGGCAUUGCUCUGCAAGUGCAAGAGAGAUUCGCGCCUAUUUUAGGAUUAUAUAGAAAAUAUACAUACGUAUAUAUAUAUAUAAAUAAAUAUAUAUAUAUAUAUUUAUAUAUAUAUAAAUAAAUAUAUAUAUAUAUUUAUAUAUAUAUAUAAAUAAAUAUAUAUAUAUUUAUAUAUAUAUAUAUAUAUAUAUACACACGUACCACACGUUACGAUUAUAUACUCAAACACUUGUAUAAGGAUACAAUAAAAGGAAAGCGAAGCUUUAAUAUUGCAAGAGCACGAGUGAUGCUUUCUUCAUCCCUGUACUUCCUCGUGAAUCAGUUUACCGUUUUGUAGCAAUGUAAUUUGUCUGCAGUUCAACGCGUUUUUUCAAGGAUUUUUCAUUCUUAUUUCAAUCAAUAAAAAGAUUAACGUGCACAAACUUUGCGGUAACGCAGACGACUCCAGGAUCCCCUUAAUCAACACAAAUUAAGAGAAUAGGCGGACAGAAGAGCGAAAGAGGGGGUGGGAUAUAGGACGGAUGAGGAGAGGCGGAGUGAACGGAGACAAGAUUAUCUAAUUUUCUUCUUUUAUUUGUGAAUCUUUAGACAAUAAUCUGACAAGUAACAGUGUUUUCGCUCCCUUUUGGCGAUUGCUCAUGUGUUGCUUGUGCGACACGAGCCAGUUUAACUCGGGUGCCAGUUAUAUACUUCUUUUUAGUUUCUCUUUAUUACAAUAUAUAUGUGUAUAUAUAUAUCUAUGUAUGUACAUAUAUGCAACUCUCUGCUUUAUCUAAUCCUAUACAAUUUUUCGCGGCCACGGCACCGAGGAAGCCAAAUCGAGACAGCAAAGGCAGAGGCAAUCAUUUCAUGCACGGAUACGUCUUCUUUCUCGCGUUAAAUAAUCGCCCCGAUGAUGAUAAUGAUGAUGAUAACAACAACAGUAAUAAUAAUAAUACAAAAAAUUAUAAUAAUAACGCUAGUAAAAUUACAACAUUCGACGAGUAAGAAAAAUCGUAAUCGAUGACAAUAAUUAAUUAUGGCGAUAAUUAAGUAAUCAUCUACUUGGAUGUCGUCAAGGUGGACGCGGAUAAAUAUCUUAUUUGUUUAUUUCCGUUUUUCGCAUCACUCUCCUUGUCCUUCUCUCUUUCUUUGUUUUCUUUUCUCGUCCUUUUUUUACAAUUUUUAAGCGCGAUGUUCUCUCGUCGCGCUCUUCUCGUUUUAUCGCAAUCUCGUCGUUGCUUAUCGAGCUUAUCUUGUUCAUUCGUCUCUUCCGGUGUUCCCCGUCUACUUACACCUUCUCUCUCUCUCUCUACAUUCCUACUCGAGCUCGCCUACACAUACACAUAUAUCGUAUAAUAUAUUUAUAUGUUACACAUAUAAUACAUUUAUAUAUUACACAUAUAUCAUAUAAUAUUUCAUGCGAGAUAAACAAGCCGGUCCACUUUUACGUAGGUCCGCCUAUAUGCACAGAUAAGAAAUUUAUAUACAUAUUAUACAUAAUAUACGAUUAUAGGUACAAUGUGUGUGUAUAUUAUACGACGUAUCGGUCACAUUAGAAUUGAUACAUCAAUGAAAGAUCGCGCCGCACCGUUGCUUCUGUCGGAUUCAAUAAAAAUCGCCGUUUCCCGGUAAACUGUACCGCACAUUGCACAUGUGCGUGUCUGUCUGUCUCCUUCUGCGUGUGCGCGAGUGUCCCAUACGCGCACAAUGGAAGGACACGUUCGCUGACGUUCCUCUCUUUUAUUUCUUCUUCUUCUUCCUUUUGGCACUUGCGAUUUUUUAAGGCUCGCUGAGAUCCCUUGGGGAUACACAGAGAGAAGGACGGCGUGCGCAUUGACACGAACGUUUUUUUUUGUCUCUCUUCGCGAAUCAAAUGAAUCCUCGAGUACGCGGCGCAGGAUGAGUAGCUUCAAACGAGAGUCGCGUGGAAGAAACACAGGUACAUAUCUCGUGCGUCUCCCGGGGGUGUGGGGGGGGGAGUAUUAAUCUCUAUGGUAAUUAGCCUCGUUAGCUCGCUACGUUAGAAAAAAACACCAAAAGCGCUAGUACACGCGGCUCGCUCCUCGCGUUUCCCUUUUUCUUCUUCUUCUUCUUUCGCUUCUUUUCGACAGAAGCGAGUUCAUCGCGCUCGCGGGAUCGUCCGUCGAUCUACGAGACAGUGGAACGCACUCGCGGAUGCCCCGAUCGGAGGAUUGGAUGAUCAUUUUCUGGAUCGAUGAUGAUCUUCUUCUGGAUGCGCCCGUAAAAGCGAGAGCGCGACAGAUCGAUCGGCAAUCCGUGACGCCAGAGAUAAAUCGAACGUAUACGCAAGAAAUUCUUACAUUACGUAUGUACACGUGUAAACAGCGAUAUAGUAGCCGCAUAUCCCCUCCGAUGCAUCUUCGAAGAUGAGUAAACGCUAUUCCGGCGGUCGCUUCGUCUGCGGGCGAAUCUGUGCGUGUAACAGCAACUCGGUGGAAUUCAGAAGACGAAAAACUCAAAUAGCUACGAAGAAAAUGGAAAUUCUCUUGCCUUUUAGGAAUUGUCUUCACAACGUCUGAUGAAGGUCCUCCCUCUAGUCCCUGUACUUGCAACCCCCAGAGACACACACGGGGUGGCCCAGCUAUACCCCCAGGCAUUGGGUAUCCCAUUAAGUCGCCUCUUACGGCACGCUAUUCCAGUCACCACACGGAAGCCUCCAUCCGAUGUCUCUUCAGUAUUUUGUCCGAUUCUCGUUCAGAUAUCGCUGUCGGCGUUCUCAAAUUUUCGAUCAUUACGAAUGGCUGCUAUCUCGGAGAGAUACGGACUCCGGUGUCUCUCAUUUGCACUUUCUGUUUCUCCCCUCUCCUCUUCUGUUUCCGCUUAUUAUUAAAAGGAAUUACACGCUCGGCUUGACGUCAAACCGCGCGAGCAGAUGUACGAAGAAAUGCAAUUAUCGCAAUAUACAUUCGCGUACUUCAGCUGCGUUACGCAAUAUACAGACACAAAUAACUCAAUCUCUUCCUCCCUUUAAUUAUAAUAAACUUAAUCAUAAUUGAAUGUAGAAACGCAAAAUUAUGCAAGCACCGAAGAAGCAACUGUGAGAACAUCGAUGGAGAGAAUUCAAGUCUUACAAUAAAAAAUAAAAAUCGCAAAAUGUCGCAAUUACAAAAAUUGGGGAAUGGCGAGUUUUCCGAAAAUGAAUACAAAUAAAAAUACGUUUGCGCGUUGCAAAAAAAGCACAAUUGCAAGAAACAUAAAAAGUGCCGAUCACAGAUUCAUGGUAGAUAUUUUCAUAGCGUUUUACAUUUCCGGUGUGCGAACGUUCCCCGAUAUCGUACGAGUACACGUGUACGCGUGCACGUGUGCUUUUGCUAUAUGCGCCCGCGCACAAUAAUAGAUUCAACCUCUCAGAUUAUAAUAAUGGAUUCAAAAAUACGGGCGAAAUCAAUACCGUGUAGGCGACCGCUCGUGCAAAGAUUUCCAGUCCAUGUGCCGCGAAGCUAUCAAAUGCAACUUGCAGAUUUACGUUUGUAGGCGAUACUCUUGGUGACCUGACCUGACGUUUUAUAUGUUAUUACGUUAUUACAAUUACAAGUGCGUUCGAUUAUCAAACAGUGGAUACGAUAUAACAAGAUACGAUAUCAUUUCGACUUUCUAGCGGGCCGUUUCCUCCCGUUUCUUCCUUUGUACUUGUUUCCUUUUUCUUCCUUUGGCUUGUCUUCUUGCUUACUUCCUCGCUUCCUUCUUCUUCCUUUAGCCUAAUGCACUUUGUCCGGUGCUGCACGGUUGCGCACAGGCACAAGACGAUAUUAAAUACUAGAGUUGCUGCUGUUACGCGCGCUCUUCUCGUUUCUCAGACCGGGGAUAAAAUUCAAGAUAGACAUUCGGUUUCUCAGCGACGUUGGUCCCUGUUUUGUAUUUUUUUUUAUUAAUCUUAUUUUAUAACUCUUACACUCCCUCCUCUCUGUCCCCCGACUCGCUUCCCGAAAAACAAUGAUACUGAGAUCGUCGGGUCGAAAUCAAGCUUAGGUAUAUUAACGCAGAUCCGAAGAAUAGAGGUCACAACUUCAUGUACGCAUUAUACAUUACACGAUAUAACAUAUACAUAUAUGUAUCUUUUUUUAUAAAUUAUAUAUUCUAAAAUCUCUCUCUCUCUCUCUCUCUCUUUCUCUCUUUUCUUAUAAAUUAUAUAUCCCAGAAAGAGAGAUAGAGGAAAAGGUACUAUCGUCGAGAGUCACGAGACUCUGUUCGCUUAAUCUCUAUAUUGCAACAAUAUUUAGUUUUCUCUGUUUCUCGCCUUCUUGCUUUCUCAGUUAUUUAACUCAUUUCUCUCCUACGUCAUAACUUAUAUCAUCUCCUUUUUACUCAUGGACCAUUUAUACGUAUAUUAACUUACAGACUGUUAACAAACGUGUUAACAUCAAAUUCACGUGUUGUGUCUGGUCUCGAUUCUUCUCUCUCUCUCUCUUUCCCUCUCUCUUCCUUUUUAACGCUUUUGCUCACCUUUUCUCAUGCACGCUCAAUUUCUCCAACAAAUAUAUAAUAUAUAAUUUUUUUUCUAUCUCACUCUCCUCCCCUAAGUAGAAUAUAGACGCAGGUGAUUCCAGGCGACGUAGGAAAACAGCGAUGACCCGCGUAACAAUGAUUCUUUGUGCGUUAAACGAUUGACUAGCCAUUACAAAAAGAAAAGAAACCUCGAGAACUCGCGGAACUCGGAGAACUCGAAUGCGGAAUGGAACUAUCGUCAGAACUGCGUCGGUUGUACCAAACGGAAGUAAACAAUGUUCCCGAACGCCGAGAGCGAUGACGGUAGUUCCUCCGUUGAGAAAGUACAAAUCGGCUAUAAAAAAAGUUAUAAAAAGUCGAAAAAACCAUGUGGACAACGAAUGCCGCACAACAAAAAUCUUAGAAACGAGUUCGUCGAACCACUCUAUUAUAUAAUAAUAUAAUAUAAUAUAAUACGACGCAAAAUAAAACCGGUAAAUUUAGCGUAAAAAAUAAAGAUCUGUGUCCCGUAUGCGGUCGUUGAAUGCGUGCGCACGCGGGUGUUGCGAUUUCCGACGGUUCCUUCGGCGGAUAUGAGUGCGAUGCAGAUUGGUACGAGUCUAUGGCGAAUCUGUGCGUGUAACAGCUAUUGGCUAAUGGACUAUGUGAUAAAUGCACUUUCCGUUUCCAAUUUUCUAUAACUGAAUGAGAAUGAAGCCCUUUCCCUCGCUGCCCGCAUCACAACACGCCAGACAGACGUAACUCCUGUCCUCCGAGUUAUUAUUAGAUGAGGGGAAGAGCAAAAAGAGGGAAAAUAGUAUUGAAAAAAUGGGAGGAAAAAAAGGCGUUUAUGAAGGCAAGAAGGUGGAAAAUGAAGGAGGUAAAAAGAUUAGGUGAGGCAGUUAGGAGAAAGGAUUUAUGGAGAAAAAAAGCAGAUACAGAGAGAGGAGAAG
This is a messenger RNA of Ooceraea biroi (clonal raider ant), 16424 nucleotides long. It is a transcript of the gene Myo81F, whose product is annotated as unconventional myosin 81F. Gene Ontology annotation, biological process: signal transduction. Gene Ontology annotation, cellular component: myosin complex; cytoskeleton. The record is from RefSeq and is a predicted model, not a curated record. Lineage: Eukaryota; Metazoa; Arthropoda; Insecta; Hymenoptera; Formicidae. Gene Ontology annotation, molecular function: cytoskeletal motor activity; ATP binding; protein binding.